Molecule: messenger RNA, 1785 nt
Organism: Lutzomyia longipalpis
Lineage: Eukaryota; Metazoa; Arthropoda; Insecta; Diptera; Psychodidae
Product: CUE domain-containing protein 1
Exons: 4
Coding region: 305-1060 (251 amino acids)
Molecular function (GO): ubiquitin binding
Source: RefSeq, a predicted model, not a curated record
AUCCCUGUCGUCUGUCUCAUCUGUCUGUCAUCUCUGUCCAGGUUUUUUGGUGUCUUUUCCUUCGCAUUCAGCCUAAAAUUGUGUAUGUGUGUGUGUAAUUUGUUCUGUGAAAUGGUCAGGAAGUUCAUGAGAGGAAGUGCAAAAGACCCCAAUCAUUGAAUAAAAAAAAUCCUGCAGAAGAGCUGAGGAAUUCCUUGUUGAAAUACAGGGAGUCCCAUAAAUCUUCCAGCUGUAGCCCAGCAGUGAAUCAUCUUGCAAUCUUGAGGAUUCCGUAACACUCAGAAUACGUGAAAGGUGUGAGAUUAUGGCGUCAACGAUGCAACUGGAAUUUUCUCAAGCAAUGUCGGAUUUCAAGACAAUGUUCCCGGAAAUGGAUCGGGAUGUAAUUGAGGCUGUUCUGAGGGUCAAUAAGGGAGCUGUGGAUGCUACAAUUGAUCAACUCCUCGCAAUGAGCACAGAUAAUCAGAAUGAAAAAUUGCGGAAUGAGCUGGAAAAAUCCGGUAGUGAUGAACAGAGAAUCUCCAGGGAAACAUCCCCAAUACCACCAAGUACGACACCAGAGAAGCAGACUAUUUUGCUGAGUACCUCACCGGCAAAUUUAACAAGUACCGGAGCAUCGCCGAAAGUGAAGAAGGCAUCAACAUCCCCCGAGGGUGCAGCUGGUAUGCGCAAGAGGUGGGAUCCACCAAUUCUCAGUCCACUCCCACCGACCUUCCUGCGGAUUGCUAACAUCAAUGAGAAGGGUGAGACGGAUUUCCCCGAUGAACAAUUCGCCCUGAUGCUGCAGAAUGAGGAAUUUAUGAAUGAGCUACGUUGGAAUCAGGAGUUCAUGAUGGCUCUUGAGAAGGAACAGCAGGGCAAGGCAAGGACUGAAGAUGAUGCCGUGUUCAAGGAGCGCCUCAAGCACAUGGGCAAGAAGUCAAGGAAGAAAUUCCUUCAGCUGGCUCGAGUAUUCACGUGGCAGAAGAAUAAGAAACCCGGUGCUGUUCGGCACCCAGACUCCCUCCUCCUCCAGGAGGAGCACAGUGACGACGAUGAACCACGUCGGACGAAGAAAUAGACUCCUCCCCUCCUUGCAAGGAUAUUUGUGUGAUAGAGAAUUGUUUCCAUUAUUUUUAUUAAUUUUCUUCUCGUGUUAUUCUCUCCUUUUGAGCCCCCAAAAUGUUGCCAAUUUUUUGAGCUUACCCAACAAGGGGAUUAUCCUGCGAAAUGUUGUACAGCUCAUACGGAUUUUCUUGGCCAUGUGUUGUAGCCAUAUAUAUUGUUUUUGUCCAAGCACUGAUUAUACAUAACAUACAUAAUAUAUAUUUUAGUUUAACGGAGAAUCUCCCGCAGAAAUUAUACCUUCUGUGAGUCCCAUUAAUCUCAUAUUAAACAUUAAAUUACUAUUUUAUUAAAUCUCUAUAAAAGCGAGUCACGCGAUGGGGAUAGAAGAGAAGAAAAGAAAAACUUCACAGACCUACCCUGGAAAAUCCUGAGGGUGGUCACACAACACACACACAUCAAUAACUUACCGCAGCAUAACGAAUAUAAUUGAGAAAGAAAAAAAAACAUUGAUAAAAAAAAAACAUUUAAUGUGUCCAUAUGGUGAUGUCUUCUGUGCAAUUUAUCGUUCCUUUUUGUAUAGAUAAGCAAAGAAAAAAAAAAACAAACUUACAUCAAAUUUAAAUUUAUUUAAAGAACUGCAAUACAGAAUCUCCACGAUUUUUUUUAAAUUGAAUUCUAGAUGUAGGAUCCCUUUUUUGUUGCAAUAUGAAUAUGAUUAAUAAAAAGUUUAUCAUUUAA